Molecule: messenger RNA, 4495 nt
Organism: Schizosaccharomyces cryophilus OY26
Lineage: Eukaryota; Fungi; Ascomycota; Schizosaccharomycetes; Schizosaccharomycetales; Schizosaccharomycetaceae
Product: DNA-directed RNA polymerase III complex large subunit Rpc1
Exons: 2
Coding region: 70-4287 (1405 amino acids)
Biological process (GO): DNA-templated transcription
Molecular function (GO): DNA-directed RNA polymerase activity; DNA binding
Source: RefSeq, a predicted model, not a curated record
CUGGUGUUGCAAAAGCCAUAUUUUGGCUUGCAUCUUGUCAAUUUGAUUGUAAUAAAUAAUUUAUGAGUUAUGAAGGAUCCUAUUGAUAAUCAGGUGCCCAAAAAGAUCAAGCAUUUGCAGUUUGGCAUCAGCGGGCCAAAGGAAUUCGUCAAAGAUGCCACAGUCGAGGUUUUUAGCCGUGAUUUAUAUACAAUGACCGAUAGGUCACCAGCCGAACAUGGUGCCCUGGACUUGCACAUGGGUACUAGCAAUAAGCAAAUUACUUGUACCACAUGUGGUGAGUCAAUGGCCGAUUGUAUGGGCCAUUUUGGUUAUGUGAAACUUGCUUUACCUGUUUUUCAUAUCGGCUACUUUAAAGCUACAAUGACCAUUUUACAAAAUAUAUGCAAGGAUUGCUCAAGUGUUUUACUUACAGAUCCUGAGAAGAGGCAAUUUCUUAAGGAGCUUAGACGCCCUGGGAUUGAUAAUUUAAGGCGAUCUCAAGUUUGUAAGCGCAUUAAUGAUCAGUGUAAAAAGACCCGUCAGUGUCCUGUAUGCGAUUCUAUGCAGGGGGUUGUUAAAAAGGCUGGUCCUUUGAAAAUUAUUCAUGAACGUUUUCGUUAUGCUAGAAAAUCUCAAGAUGAUGAGGGCGAGUUUCGCCAUACCUUCGAUGAGGCUAUCAAGACUAUACCCGAAUUGAAAAUGCAUCUUACCAAAGCUCACGAUGAUCUUAAUCCCCUGAAAGUUUUGAAUUUAUUUAAGCAAAUCAAUCCAGUUGAUUGUGAGCUUUUAGGAAUGGAUCCAGAAUUCGGACGUCCUGAAAACUUAUUAUGGCAAUAUGUCCCUGCACCUCCUGUCUGUAUUCGCCCUUCAGUAGCUCAGGAAGGUGCAACUACUGAGGAUGAUUUGACUGUAAAAAUUACUGAAAUAGUUUGGACUAGUUCUCUUAUUCGCGCUGCUUUGAGUAAGGGCACUCCUGUCAGCAAUUUAAUGGAGCAAUGGGAAUUUAUGCAACUAUCAAUUGCAAUGUAUAUCAAUAGUGAAAUGCCUGGUCUACGCCCUUCUGAUAUGCCAUCGAAGCCAACACGUGGCUUAUGCCAACGUUUAAAAGGGAAAUCUGGUCGAUUUCGUGGUAAUUUGUCGGGUAAGCGUGUCGAUUUUUCUGGUCGAACUGUUAUUAGUCCCGAUCCUAAUUUACGAAUUGAUCAAGUCGCUGUCCCUUACCGUAUCGCAAAGAUUCUUACAUUCCCUGAAAGAGUUACUACUCAAAACAAACUAUUUUUACAACAAUGUAUAAAAAAUGGGCCGGAUGUUCAUCCUGGUGCUAAUUACAUUAUUGAUCGUGAAAGUGAUUUGAAGAGAUUUUUACGGUUUGGCAAUAGAAACCGUAUCGCUGAUGAUUUAAAAAUUGGUGACAUCGUCGAACGACAUUUAAAUGAUAACGAUGUUAUUUUAUUUAAUCGUCAGCCAUCCUUACACAAGCUCUCUAUUAUGGCUCACCUUGUAAAAGUGCGUCCAUGGAGAACCCUCAGAUUUAAUGAGUGUGUCUGUGGCCCGUAUAACGCCGACUUUGAUGGUGAUGAAAUGAAUCUUCAUGUACCACAAACUCAGGAAGCAAAAACUGAGGCUUUGGAGUUGAUGGGCGUCAAAAACAACCUAGUAAGUCCUCGUAAUGGUGAACCUAUUAUUGCAGCUACUCAAGAUUUUAUUACUGCUUCUUAUUUGUUAUCGUUAAAAGAUACCUUUUUAGAUAGAAAAACAUUUGCUAAUAUGUGCUGUUACAUGGUUGACGCUUCUGUACAUAUCGAUAUGCCACCUCCGGCUAUUUUGAAACCUCGCUGUUUAUGGACAGGCAAACAAUUAUUCUCUGUUUUGAUGAAGCCAAGCCGUUUCAGUCCUGUCCAAGUUAAUCUGGAUGCGAAAACUCGAUCAUUUAGCAGAAUUAAAUCCAAUACCCCUGAAAUGUGUCCAAAAGAUGGCUAUUUAAUGAUUAGAAACAGUGAAAUUAUUGCUGGCGUUGUGGAUAAAUCCGUAGUCGGUGAUGGAAAGAAAAAUUCUUUAUUUUACGUUAUCCUUCGAGAUUAUGGCUCGAUGGCAGCUGCUGAAGCUAUGACUCGAUUAUCAAAAAUGUGUGCUAGAUUUAUGGGUAAUCGAGGUUUCUCCAUUGGUAUUAGUGAUGUGCAGCCUGGACAAAGUCUUUCGCUUCAGAAAACGGACUUGGUUAACAAAUCCUAUGCCACGUCCGACGAUUUUAUUAUGCAAUAUGCGAAAGGUACUUUGGAAACUCAACCCGGUUUAGACCAAGAAGCAACUUUAGAAGCAAAGAUUUCUUCUACUCUUUCAAAAGUUCGUGAUGAUGUUGGUGAAAUAUGUAUGGAUGAACUGGGACCAAUGAACUCACCUCUUAUUAUGGCCACUGCCGGCUCGAAGGGUUCAAAAAUCAAUGUUUCUCAAAUGGUUGCCUGUGUUGGACAGCAAAUUAUCAGUGGUAAGCGUGUUCCAGAUGGUUUUCAAGAUAGAUCACUUCCUCAUUUCCACAAAAAUUCAAAGCAUCCUUUGGCUAAAGGGUUUGUUAGCAAUAGCUUUUAUAGUGGUUUAACUCCGACCGAAUUUUUGUUCCACGCAAUUUCUGGUAGAGAAGGUCUGGUUGAUACAGCCGUCAAGACUGCUGAAACUGGCUAUAUGUCUCGACGCUUGAUGAAAUCGCUCGAAGACCUCUCUUCCGCGUAUGAUGGUACGGUUCGAAGCUCCAACAGUGACAUUGUUCAAUUCUUAUACGGUGACGAUGGUUUGGAUCCUACAUAUAUGGAGGGUGAUGGACAAGCAGUCGAAUUUUCUCGUAGCUGGACUCAUUCUGUUAGUAUUUCUGAUGAUAAGCAUGACCAGCCCUUAUUUCCAUACCAAAUUAUUAAUAUUACAAAGUCUGCUCUUUCACAUCCCCGGUUUAUUCAAAAUUGCAAUGGAGAUUUUAUUGAAACAAUUCGGAAAUUCGUGACCGAGCUAAUCGCUAACCAAAUGGCCAAAGUUCGAGAAAAUCGCGGUUUAUCUCCUAUGCUUGAGGAACCGGAUUUAGACGAUAUGGAUGAUUUUGAGAGCGAUGAUUUCGCACCAGUUGCGGCUAGAAAGUCAGUGGAAAAUAUUAUACGAGUCACUGAGAAACAACUAAAUACAUUCUUGGACUAUUGCUGGGAGAAGUACAUGCGUGCUAAAGUUGAACCUGGCACAGCUGUCGGAGCUGUCGGAGCCCAGUCUAUUGGUGAACCUGGUACACAAAUGACGCUAAAAACGUUCCAUUUCGCUGGUGUUGCUGCCCAAACUACACUUGGUGUACCUCGUAUCAAAGAAAUUAUUAAUGCGGCAAAAACUAUCAGUACUCCUAUUAUCAGUGGCCAGUUGGUUAACAAUACAGAUGAACGCUCAGCUCGCGUUGUUAAGGGAAGAAUUGAGAAAACCUAUUUGAAAGACGUUACUAGUUACAUUGAAGAGGUCUACGGCCCUAUGUCUGCGUAUAUCGCCGUCCAAGUAAAUUAUACUACUAUAUCUAAGCUCCAAUUGGAUAUCACCUUAGCUGACAUAGCUGCUGCUAUAUGGAGUGAUCGAAAGUUGAAGAUUCCUUCUCAGCAGGUUACCGUGAAUAAUACUCUUCAGCAGAUCCAUGUUCAUACCUCCUCUGAGGGUAAGAGCGGCGAGAGUGAAUUAUAUUAUCGGUUGCAAAAUUACAAACGCGCUCUUCCUGAUGUGAUUGUGGCUGGCGUUCCUGAAAUAAAUCGUUCCGUGAUUAAUCAAGAAGCUGGAAAGAUUGAACUAUUUAUGGAAGGUUAUGGUUUGCGUGAAGUUAUGAACAUUGAAGGUAUAGUGGGCACAACAACAACAACAAAUCAUGUUAUGGAAAUGAAAGCAGUUUUGGGGAUUGAGGCUGCUCGUACCUCCAUUAUCUCAGAAAUCGGCUAUACGAUGGCUAAGCAUGGUCUUACUGUGGAUCCGCGUCAUAUUAUGCUUCUGGGUGAUGUUAUGACUUGUAAAGGCGAAGUUUUGGGGAUUACAAGAUUUGGUGUAUCGAAAAUGAAAGAUAGUGUACUGGCCUUAGCUUCAUUUGAAAAGACGACAGAUCAUUUAUUUGAUGCAGCUGCUCGAUUUGCUAAAGAUUCAAUUGAAGGAAUUAGUGAGUGUGUUGUACUUGGAAAAUUGGCGCCGAUUGGUACAAAUGUUUUCCAACUUAUCAGAAGGACUGAAGAAGAUGAAGAGCAGAAGCCAAAACGCCUCUUAUUUGAUACGCCUUCCUUACCUCAACUAAAACUGACUGCUUAAUUCCUUACCCUUGCAUUGUAUAAUACGAAGGCUUUUAUAAAUAUUGGUUUUCAAGGUUAUGUUUUGGUUUUUUUUGAUUUAAUAAUGAUACAUAGUAUUUUAGACUUGUUAACAUGGAAUUUAGUUGCAAUUAUAAAAUAAAAGGAUUUCCGGUAUUAAUUUAUACAUUUAAUAAUAUGGACUAAAAUAAAUUAAAUUCCAAAACCGU